UUUUAAGAGAAUGACAAUUUGAUAAGCUGACGUGUUGAGCAGACAAAAAUAUAAUUAAAAUGAAAACAAGGUAUCUGUUACUUUUAUUGGCCCUUGUGCCCGUCGUGCUAUCCAAAAAGUUUAAGGAAGAGGACAAACCGGAUUGGGCUAAAAAGGAUAUACGCGACUACAGUGAAGCUGAUUUGGAAAGACUGCUGGACCAGUGGGAUGAAGAUGAGGAGCCACUGGAACCAGAUGAGCUGCCCGAGCACUUGCGACCACAGCCAAAACUAGACUUAUCCAAUUUGGAUAGUAAAAAUCCCGAAGACUUGCUGAAAGUUUCGAAAAAGGGACGCACGUUGAUGACUUUCGUUUCGGUUAGCGGCAAUCCUACUCGCGAUGAAGCCGAGGAAAUCACCAAGCUAUGGCAGACGAGCUUAUGGAACAAUCACAUACAAGCUGAGCGCUAUAUGGUUGACGAUAAUCGCGCCAUAUUCCUAUUCAAAGACGGAGCACAAGCGUGGGAAGCAAAAGACUUUUUGGUGGAUCAGGAGCGUUGCAAAGGCGUUACCAUCGAGAACAAGGAAUAUCCAGGCGUUCAUAUAAAGGACGAAUUGUAAUUGUAUUAUUUGUAUCUAAGUACUCCUUCCAACAUUCUCAUGUAAAGUAUUUUUAAGCACAAAAUGAACAAAUUGAAAUUACAAUAUUGGAAAUGUA
This is a messenger RNA of Drosophila innubila, 696 nucleotides long. RefSeq names its product LDLR chaperone boca (gene boca). The transcript is spliced from 2 exons. Lineage: Eukaryota; Metazoa; Arthropoda; Insecta; Diptera; Drosophilidae. Gene Ontology annotation, biological process: protein folding. The record is from RefSeq and is a predicted model, not a curated record. The coding region runs from base 60 to 599 and encodes 179 amino acids.